UUUUCAUAAAAAUAAUGAUUUUGUUGUUGAGCUUGAAAAGUAAGUGUGUUAGUCUAUUUUUCGUUUAAACGGUUCGUCACUACUCAUGUGUAUAUACUAUAAAUUUAGAAGUAGGAGUAAAACGAAUGAACAUCUCAAGUGAUCAGCCGUAUGAUUUUACAGAAGCAGCAGAAGAAAUAGAAGUUCUCUCUGCUAUAUAUGAAGAGGAAUUUUUUAUCUUGGAGCCUGAGAACAAAGUCUACGAAAUAAGGAUCGACUCAAAAAUGGGUGAUACUACUAACAAGGAACAAAUUGUCCUGAAAUUCCAGCAGGUCCCUGGCUAUCCUUCGAUCAACCCAGUAAAAUAUGAAUUGCAUGCACCUUGGCUCAAGUGUAAUAUUCUUAAUGAACUCAAUAAACAAUUGCAGCUUGUAGUCUCGUCUUCACUUGGCUCCCCAGUUGUUUAUUUGUUGGUCGAGACUGUUAGGUCAUUCAUGUGUAAUUAUUUGUCUUCGAGUGCUGAAAAUCUAACCGUUCAUAAAGUUGAAGCAUCAUCAUCACAGUCUGUGCCGGACAAUCACGAACAAUCAAGUGCGGUUGUAUCGGUGCCUUCAGUAAAAUCUCAUCUUGACAUAUCUCCACAGAUUUUGCCAUUUGCUUUAAACUCAAAAGUACCAGAGAUUUAUCAUGGUGAACCGCUUAUAGAUCGUAAAAGUAUUUUCCAGGCUCAUUGUGCACGUGUUUCGACCCGUGGUGAAGUAUCCCUUUUUAUAUCAACACUGCUUACGGAUAGAAAAGUUGCUACAGCUACUCAUAAUAUCCUAGCUUGGCGUAUCUCCUCCAAAGAAGCUGACUGUGACGAUGAUGGAGAAACACAUGCAGGUGGUCGACUAUUACAUUUACUUACAUUAUCAGGAAUUGAAAAUGUAGCGGUUAUGGUAAGUCGAUGGUAUGGUGGUAUCCAACUUGGACCUGAUCGAUUCAAACAUAUCAACAAUGUUGCUCGCCUUUUAUUAACUGAACAUAAAUUCUUAUCGAAUGCCAGUGACGUUAGUAAUAAUAAUGGUACAGGACAUCAGAAAAAACAUAAACACGACAAAAAGAAAAAGAAAUAAAACGACUUGUUUUUCUCUCACAAAGAUUCAUUUAUGUUUCAGUUUUGUAAAUUUGUUGUUUUGUCUUCUACUAUUAUUUCUUUUAUGUUUCGGGAAGAGGCUAGAGGUGGCUAAACCAAAACAUGCUAUUAGUCUAUGAAGUCUUUGAUUGUUGGUUUAAUUCAUGCUGGUACAUUUUUAACUCUCCGGUUGGUAUCAGCGCAAUAACUACAAUUAGUGGUUAGUGACUUCAGGUGAUAUGCUUCAGUGUCGUCUUUAUCUCUUGAGGUUUACUCUUUCUUUAUAUUAUUACUAUUACAUUAUUUUAAUAUUUUUUUGUUACUUUCAUCGCGUUACGCUAAUUUGGUAUGGCAACAUAGAUCAACUCACACAUGUACCAGGUUCUAUACCGUUGACGAUGAUAACUUAAUAUUUUGUUAUUUUGUAGUAACUAUAAAUGACACCACUUGUUCAUUUAACAGCUGCGAUAAGUUAAGUGGGCAACAUGUUUUUAAUGAAAGAAAACAACGAAAACUGGCAAAAGUAUAGUUAUAUGAAAAGAAACUUGAAUGAUUCUUAAAAUAAUCGUGUGAUUUCGGAACCAAUUUUUAGCCAAUUACUAGAGGGUCGAAAGUAUUCCUCAAUAAAUGUUACGGUGAAAUCUGUUAGAGUUUAGUGGUUUGAGGAAUUUCGAUUUUUAAAGCCUGUUAUCAGGUGAUAUGUCAAGUGGACCAGACAGUGUUUUUAACUAAGAUGCUAAUACGUAUUGUUUAGUAAUUAAACAAGUGUUCACUUAUGUAAUCAUUGCAAAUGGCUUUUUACCAGUAAGUUGUAAGUGGGAAUCAUUUUGCUUAUUAUAAUAUGUAUUAUUGACUUCAGACUUAUAUUUUCAGUCUUCAGUGGCCUAUGUUAACCAUUGUAGCUUAUUUUCCAUUGGAAAUCCAAUUUCUUGAGUGUUUACUGACAGACUUGAUAUCAUUUGUUCGGUUAGGCCGUUCCAUUUGUUGAGCACUCAAUAAGAAAAACGAAAUUUCACUCAGUUUAUUUGAUUGCCGUUUUAGAACAUUCUUUCUGUGGCAUUGGAGAUGAUUAGUUCUGGAG
Schistosoma spindalis is the source of this 2174-nucleotide messenger RNA. The record is from the annotation of a GenBank genome assembly. Lineage: Eukaryota; Metazoa; Platyhelminthes; Trematoda; Strigeidida; Schistosomatidae.